This is a messenger RNA of Oncorhynchus keta (chum salmon), 5392 nucleotides long. RefSeq names its product S-adenosylmethionine decarboxylase proenzyme-like. The record is from RefSeq and is a predicted model, not a curated record. Gene Ontology annotation, molecular function: adenosylmethionine decarboxylase activity. Gene Ontology annotation, biological process: spermidine biosynthetic process; spermine biosynthetic process. The coding region runs from base 221 to 1270 and encodes 349 amino acids. NCBI's taxonomy places the organism in Eukaryota, Metazoa, Chordata, Actinopteri, Salmoniformes, Salmonidae. Gene Ontology annotation, cellular component: cytosol. The transcript has 9 exons.
CAGUCCUCAUUCUGCGCUUUCCACAGUAUGGCCGGUGAUAUUAGCUAGCAGUCGCUCUACAGUAUUCUCUGUAAAAGGGAAGACGGUAAAACCAAGAAAUUACACCUGGAUUGCUAAAGGACUGUACUUAAUAAAUUAUAACGAUCAAGCAAGGACAAGCAAAUUAAGUUGAAAACGUAACCUACAUUUAAUUUCUGUUAUUGGUGUCUGCUGUGCCACGAUGGAAGAGAACGGUGCACACUUCUUCGAGGGAACCGAGAAGCUGUUGGAGGUGUGGUUCUCCCGGCAAGAUGAGAAUAAAGGAACAGGGGACCUCCGUACCAUCCCAAGGUUUGAGUGGGACAAACUUCUGGAGAAUGUGCACUGUUUGAUCAUAAGUGUGACGAAGACCGACAAGCAGGAAGCUUAUAUACUCAGUGAGAGUAGCAUGUUUGUCUCCAAGAGACGUUUCAUUUUGAAGACAUGUGGAACCACCCUCUUACUGCAAGCACUGAUGCCUCUGCUGGAACUGGCCAGAGAGUACUGUGGCUUUGAUGCCAUCGAGGAUAGGUCAGAGGUUCUAACUCCAUCUCCUCACUACCUACAGAAUUUCUUCUAUUCUCGUAAGAACUUCAUGAAGCCCACCCAUCAGGAGUUCCCUCAUCGGAACUUCCAGGAGGAAGUGGAAUUUCUCAGCCAGAUUUUCCCAAAUGGAGCAGCGUACUGCAUGGGACGUUUGAACUCUGAUUGCUGGUACCUGUUUACUCUGGAUUUGCCAGAGUUCUGGGAGAACGAGCAUGCGGAUCAGACUCUGGAAGUUCUGAUGAGUGACCUUGAUCCAGCAAUUAUGGACCAGUUCUUCAUGAAAGACGGUGUUUCUGCAAAUGAUGUCACUCGUAUGAGUGGAAUUCGUGACCUGAUACCAGGUUCUGUGAUUGACGCCACAAUGUUCAACCCUUGUGGCUACUCAAUGAAUGGAAUGAAGACUGAUGGAACUUACUGGACGAUCCACAUCACUCCAGAGCCAGAGUUCUCCUAUGUCAGCUUUGAAACCAACCUCUCUCAGACGUCCUACGAUGAUCUGGUCAGGAAAGUUGUGGACGUGUUUAAGCCAGGAAAAUUUGUGACGACGCUAUUUGUUAACCAGAGCUCCAAAUGUCGCAGUGUCUUUUCUUCCGCCCAGAAACUCGAGGGGUACAAGCGCCUCGACCGCCAGUUGGCCCAAUUCAACGAUUACAAUUUUGUCUUUACUAGUUACGCCAAGAGCCACCAGCAGAACCAGCAAAGUUGAGGUUUAAGAAUGAAAAAGAAGCGUAAGAAGAAAGGCGGCUGCGUCGCGGGGCUCACCCCCUGCGGCUGCCUUUCUGUCCUAGCGGAGAGGCCCACUCCACUCUGCUGCCAUUGUUCAGGAUUUCUUGGCAUCGAGGCCACAGGCCCUAAUAGUUUAAACUCUAGUUUGAAUUGUAUGCAUUGUUGUACCUAUAACUUAGCUCUCUUGCAUGAAAGUUAUUUUUUCUGUUUAGAUAGUCUAGUGCACUCUUGCUGUGAUCUUGAAGUGCAUGUAGAGCAAUUAAACAUGCUCUGUUUGAGGCUGUCCAGCCUGGCCCAGUGCAGCGGCCCCUUCCUGCAGGUCUCCCCCCUCAUUCCCCACAGACAGGGCUUUCGUGCCCACUAGUCCAGGGCCCUGACAUGCCCAGAUGGGUCCACCUCUAUGUGCUUACCGAUUUUAUACUUUUUUUUGUUUAAGUUGAAAUGCAAUCUCCCCCCUUCACUGAUUUGCUGCUUAUUUGAUCUGUUGCAAAAGUGUCCUUUUUUUUGAGUGCACUUUAAGAAGUUUUCAGCUCGAGCAGGACUCCUCAGUACCCAAAUGUGAAACACCAAUUAUUUUUUUUGGCAUAUUGAAUUUCAAGAUGCUUCUAAUCACUCAAAGAUCAACAUGUGAGCUUUGGGCCAUAAUGUUAUUUGUCAUGUUGCAUCAACCUAGUUAAUGAAUUCCUUAAAUCAAAAUGCCUUUGUCAGUGUUUCACUACCAGAGGAUUGGAGAGGGCUGACUGCUGGGCAAUGUGAUCUAGUUCUUGGCUGUAAACUGCACCGGAGCCAAAAUAAUUAUUGCUAGAAUUGGGUUCUCCCCCAUGUUCAGUCAGCCAUGCUUCUCUCCACCUCGACAAUACAUUUAGCUGUUGAAUGUGUCCAUAAAUAGACUUUUUCCCAUGCAACAGUAUGCGUUAGUGUACAUUUAAAACAUCAAGUUGAGUAUUUCAUGGUAUGGGAUGUGUAAUACAUGUUUACAUUUACACCAAGGCUCCUACAUUAAUAAACUGGGUGGUUCGCGCACUCAAUGCUGAUUGGCUGAAAGCUGUGGUAUGUCAGAUGGUAUACCACACCCCCUUGUGCCUUAUUGCUCAAGUAUACUGCACCAACAGGUAGCGUCUGGUUCUUGGAAUUCUCAGUCAGUUUAAACACUUCAUUUAUCCAUUAAUAAUUGAAAACAUUAUUUUAAAGUCCAAACUUGACACUAGAUCAGUCAUGUAAGAAUAAAGGCUGUGCUAACUGAAUGUUGAGGGGCAUGUUUAGAAUAGCGGAGCCUGUUGAGGGGCUUUAUCUGAAUGUAAAUGACUCAAGGAGACUCUGUAGUCACCUUGUCGCUGUGGUGUGGGCCAGAACAAUGCCCUCUGCAGUCCAGCAAGGUCAGCCAUUGUCUCCCGGCCCAUAACACACAGUGAGACUCAGCUGGCCCCAGAACCAUGCUUGACAGUGGCACUCCUGGCUGCACCGUGUGGCCCUGAAUGGAAAUAAUGACUCAGACUCUGCUUAGUGCUGCGGUUGCCCAGCAAAGCAUUUCUUUCUUUUUAUAAACAAUGUACAUCCUCUCCCCCCUAAUACAGGAAUCGGUAAGCACACAAUGGAGGCCCACCAAUCUGAGCAUGCCAGGGUGAUCCCGGAUCAUUCCACACAACUGUUGCAUAAACCAUUUAAUUAAUUUUAUUGUGCGCAGACAUUUUGCAGUGAAUUGGUCCCAAAUGUGACGCCCCUGCAGUUUUUUUUUUUUUUGGAGCACAAUCAAUACCCUUUGUUCAUUGAUGGGGGGGUCCUGUGGUGCAUGUGACUACUAGUUCUGUAUUGCUUGACAGUGUAGUGUAGCCUGUUCCUCCUGUGUAGAGUGAUGUGCAUCACCUUCCAGUUUCAUCAGCUCAUGUAGAUGGGACUGGAGCAUCCUGGUGUUUUAUUGAACGGGUGGGUGGGGGUUAAUGUUUAUCCACUUUGCCACUAUAGUGCUGAAGGCAGGCCUUAAUCUAUAUGGUUACUAUACAGAUAUUGAUGUUUAAAAUAUAUAUAUAUUUUUUAGGAUGUUGGUUUGUCUUUUCUGGCUGGUCAGUAAAAUUCAUGAUGCUUCCCCUGCCAGUGAAUGCAGAUUGAUUUGAAUUUGCUGACAAACCUGAGGUGGAUAGGGAACAUUUGUUUGACUGCUGUUUUUAAAAAUGUAUUUUAAAACUGCCGUUUUCUGGCCUGCCUUUAGCACUUCUGAGCGUUGUAACCUGCGUUGCCCCACUGUUAGGAACUGUAAGAUCACGCUAGUUCAGAAAGCUCUUAAAACACCAGAGAAUGGCUCAUUAUAUACACAAGUCUGGACAUCCCUUAAUUUGUGCUUUCGGUCAUUUCAGCCACACCUGUUGCUGACAGGUUUGUACAAUGUCCAUAGACACACAUUGGCUGUAGAAUGGCCUUAACGAAGAGCGCUGACAUUCAAUGUGUCACCGUCAUAGGAUGCCACCUUCCCAACAAGUAAGUAUGUCCAAUUUCUGCCCUGUUAGAGCUGGUCAACGAAGUGCUGUUAUUGUGAAGUGGAAACAUCUAGGCACAACAACGGCUCAGCAGUGAUUUGGUAGACCUCACAGGAGUGCUGAGUGCUGAAGUGUUUUGAGAUAUAUAUAUAUAUAUAUUCAUUCUCGGUUGCAACACUCACUACAGAGUUGCUUCUAGAGGCUGGUAGGACCGUUGGCACAAGAACCGUUCGUUGGGAGCUUCAUGAAAUGAGUUUCUAUUGACGCGCAGCCAAAACAUCACCAUGCACAAUGCCAAGGAGAACGCUACCUGCCCAAUGCAUAGUGCCAACUUAAGUUGGGUGCAAGGGGAAUAACGGCCAGAGGCUGUUUUUCAUGGUGCGGGAUAGGCCCUUUAGUUCCAGUGAAGGGGUCGCUUAUCUCGACAGCAUACAAUCGACUACUUGCUUCCAACUUUGUGGCAACGGGGGAAGGCCCUUUUCCUGUUUCGGCAUGUCAAAUCCCCCGUGCACAGAGGUCCUUACAGAAAUGGUUUUUGUCGAUCGGUGUGGUUGAACUUGACUGAUCUGCACAGCGCCUUGACAUCAACCCCGUCGAACACCGUUUUUAGGAUGAAUUGGAACGCUGACUGAGCCAAGCCUUUAUAGCGCUCAACAUCAGUGCUCGACCUCACGAAUUCUCAUGUGGCUGAAUGGAAGCAAGUUCCCGCAGCAAUUUUCCAACAUCUAGUGGAAAGUCUUCCCUGAAGGGUGGAGGCUGUUUUUUAAAGCAGCAAGGGGGGACCAACUGAAUAUUAAUGCCCAUGAUUUUAGAAUGAGAUGUCUUGCGGUGUCCCUGUACUUUUGGUAAUGUAGUGUGAUGUUGUACCGUAAACGACGACAACCAUUUCUCCCCAGGAAGCUAAAAUUGUGGCUGACGUUGCAAGGGGACCACUAGAAUUAGUUCAUGUAAGGACCUGGGCAAAGUUGACAAUUGGAAUAUCUUCCCUCCAACAUGUCUGUCUUUUUGGAAUGGUUUCUUUUUUUUCUCUUUUUCUGAGGACCAACCUUUGCCAGGUAUCCUUACCUGCAAUGUCAUUCUUAUGCCUGUAGUGACCAGCCUCCUUUUGUGUUCUAAGAGCUGUAGUGACUGACUGGUUUAGGGAAUAAGCACCAGCACAUUUCACAAAAUAACUUUUGGUUACGGUUUUUGGAUGAAGUCAUAUUUAGACUUGGUGAUCUGCAUAUGGGUUAGUUCUGUUGGUUUGGAACAUUUUUUUUAGAAGCUAUAUUUGUUUUGUUUUUUUUGGGGGGGGGGGGUGCAAUUUUGCCUACGGACCAACCAUGUUUUUGGCCAACCCAUUUUUUGUUCAGUGUUCCAAACUUAGUUUCUAAAAAAAUAUAUAUAUAUAUAUAUAUAUUUGGAUCAUGAAAUUGUUCUUGCCUUACUUUUUUUUAUUUUUUAUCCUGUGCUGUGUUUUCUGGGGAAGGGAAAAGUCAAACACCUCCCCUGAUGUGAGGGUGAACUUACAGGAUGGACUUGAAGGGAAAACUUUGCUGUUCUAAUUAUUUUGCUAUACUUUGGAUGGUCAAGAUGUGCUAAAUAUAUCUGUACUAUGAGCUUGAUGCUUUAAUAAAUAAAGAUGACUCUUC